Messenger RNA from Fonsecaea monophora, 873 nucleotides. RefSeq lists its product as hypothetical. The record is from RefSeq and is a predicted model, not a curated record. Lineage: Eukaryota; Fungi; Ascomycota; Eurotiomycetes; Chaetothyriales; Herpotrichiellaceae. The transcript has a single exon. Bases 1 to 873 code for a protein of 290 amino acids.
AUGGCUGUCCCUCUGCUCGUGAGGCUGCAGUCCUACUUUGAUCCCCUUGUCCUUCUCAGCAUCUCUAUUGCCUACCUUCCCCUAACACUACUCUCUCACCCACUGCUGUUCGUGACAUCUCCUUCGUCCUUUCGCUCAAAAUGGUUCGAGAACUUCUGGCGCGUCAUUGGCCCGAAGAUGGCUGCCACGGAAACCCAGAUCAACCACAUUGAAGAAGUGCUCUCCCGCGCGAGCGGAAAGGUCCUCGAGCUGGGUCCUGGAGGAGGCGACCAAAUGUUCCACUACAAGCCUGGGCAGAUCGAGGUGCUGUACUGCGCCGAACCGAACGUCUUCUUGCAUGGGAAACUCCGUGAAGCCGCCGAGAAGCAUGGACUCGGGAAAAAGCUGGUCGCCCUCGAAGCGGGAGCCCAACCGGGCAGUCUCCUGCCCGCGCUCAAGAAGGCCGGGGUCAUCCCCAGCACGGCCUCGACUCUCCCUGAGAACGGCGUAUUCGACACCAUCGUCGCCAUCAAGAGUCUCUGCUCGGCGCCCCAGAAACAGCUGGCAGCUACGGUCGCGGUCGUCCAGGCCCUGCUCAAACCCGGCGGCGAGUUCCUGUUCUUCGAGCACGUCGAGAACAACGCCGACUACAUCACCAAGUCCUACGCGUGGCUGAUUGACUGGAUCUGGCCCGUGUUUAUGGGUGGGUGUCGCGUGGAUGGGAAGAUUGACAGAGUUGUGCUGGGAAUGGGCGGCUGGGAUGAACGGAGGGUCGUCACCACAGGUGAAUUCCAGGGUUACGAGGUACGAAAAUGCUUUCUUGAGACCAUCAAGCCCUUGCCUCUUGUCCCUGGGUUUCGACAAUCGAGCCCGAUUUCACGUUAUCAAUACUAA